AUGGAGUUCCUACUGGGAGGUCUCUCGUCCUGUUGCGCCGUCCUGUUCACGAAUCCGUUCGACGUUCUGAAGACACGCCAGCAGCUGGAAGGAGAACUACUGGCGAAGGGCAGUAUCAAACAGCACGCUUAUCGAGGCCUUUGGCAGUCGAUCGUAACGGUUGUCAAGUCGGAUGGACUGCGUGGAUUGCAGAAGGGACUGCCGGCAGCCGCUCUGUAUCAGCUUACGAUGAACAGCGUGCGCUUGGGGACCUAUCAGACGGUAGAUAACCUCGGUUGGACCCGCAGUGAGAAUGCCCUGCUGACGCCGUUCUUAUCAGUGUUUUGGGGUGGUUUUGCCGGGAUGAUCAGCUCGACUGUCUCCUGCCCUGUGUACGUCAUCAAGACGCAAAUGCAAGCCGUCAGUUGCGGGAGCUAUACGGCCAAGUUUCAACACAGACAUAGCGGAGUGGUCGCUGCAUUCAGGAAUAUGUAUCGUGAGGCCGGAAUCAAGGGGCUGUAUAGAGGCUACACAGCAAAUUUGGCGCGAGUAGCUAUGGGGUCGUCGACUCAGAUGGCAUCGUUUGCUGCCUGCAAAGAUUUCUUCAUUCAGUACGAGAUGUUCCAGGAGUCGGUGGUUUUGACGGCGAUAGCUGCAAGUUCAGUCGCCGGAUUCUUCACGUCUGUUCUCAUGUCUCCGUGCGAUGUGGUUACCACCCGGAUGACCAAUCAAGGCGUAUCGUCGACCGGGAAGGGCUUGCUGUACAAAAACAUCUUUGACUGUUUUGUGAAAAUCUACCGAGCGGAGGGCAUCCAUGGAAUGUACAAGGGAUUCAUUCCACUGUACGUGCGAGUGGCUCCGCAUACCGUUCUGAAUCUAACGUUUUGGGAGUUCUUCAAAAAGUUGCACGAUCAAUACUCAAGAGGCAGCGAGAAACUUCUCUAG
This is a messenger RNA of Aedes albopictus (Asian tiger mosquito), 924 nucleotides long. Its product is annotated as solute carrier family 25 member 35. Bases 1 to 924 code for a protein of 307 amino acids. Lineage: Eukaryota; Metazoa; Arthropoda; Insecta; Diptera; Culicidae. The transcript is spliced from 2 exons. The record is from RefSeq and is a predicted model, not a curated record.